Molecule: messenger RNA, 1104 nt
Organism: Purpureocillium takamizusanense
Lineage: Eukaryota; Fungi; Ascomycota; Sordariomycetes; Hypocreales; Ophiocordycipitaceae
Exons: 4
Coding region: 1-1104 (367 amino acids)
Source: RefSeq, a predicted model, not a curated record
AUGCACGUUUCUCUUGACAACCUCAGGCCCUCGGCGGCCGAAGACCAGGGACCGGCGCUCUGGACCACCGUCACCACAUUCACAGUACUGGCGCAGGUCGCCGUCGUCGGGAGGCUGUGUGCGCGGCGUCUUAAGGGGGUAUCAUUGGCCGCCGACGACUACCUCAUCUGUCUCGCCCAGGUCCAGUCUUGGACACUUUUUGGCUUGUUCGUCGGGUUACGGCAACAUGGACUCGGCAAGCACCGUUCUACCGUGCCUGUGCCUUUCCUCACCACGUUUUACCGCUUCCUCUACUACUACCAGAUCGUGUACUCGAUAACACCACCGACCAUCAAGCUGUCUCUGGUAUUCCUCUAUGCACGGCUCUUCCCGUCGCCCCGCUUCCGCACCUUGCUAUGGCUCACGGGCGUGAUCGUCGCCGUCUGGGGCGUUGCGUCCAUGUUUAUCAGCGUUUUCGCCUGCGACCCUAUCGAGGCAUUCUGGACACGCCAAGGGAAAUGCAUGAGGCUGAGAACAUUUGGGAUUGCCUAUUCCAUUAUCAACAUCAUCACAGACUUCGCGGUGUGGCUGAUGCCGAUACCCGCCAUGUGGAGGGUACAGCUGCCGCUGGGCCAGAAAAUUGCCCUGAGCGUCAUAUUUUUACUCGGACUUUUUGACUGCGGCGCAGCCCUCGGCCGUCCUCUGUCCAUGCUGGCCCACCAGAAUCAGGACUACACCUGGGAAUUUUCGAACGGCGUGAAAUGGGCCAUCAUCGAGAUAUGCAUCGGUAUCAUCUGCACAUGCCUGCCGGCCAUGCGCACCCUCUUGAGCUUCGCUUGGGCGUGCAGGUUCGGCAGGACCUACUCGCACGAUCACACAGGCAUGAGUCGCCACUCGAGGACUGUGCGCAGCGCGACGCGGCCAAAUACCAGCGACUGCAACAAUCCCGCAACCCAUACCCGGGGGUAUAGGGGCUCAGAUGACUAUCCGUCAUGCGAUGACGGCGGGGAUGACGGCCACAGCACGGGGGACGAGCGGUGCUUGACGACUGACUGGAAAAAAACACGGGUCUCGAGCGAUGGUGGCGUCGAGCUUGGGUCAAUAAAGAAGGAAGAAGCUACAUAG